This is a messenger RNA of Pelagomonas calceolata, 570 nucleotides long. The record is from the annotation of a GenBank genome assembly. NCBI's taxonomy places the organism in Eukaryota, Pelagophyceae, Pelagomonadales, Pelagomonadaceae.
AUGGGCAAGAAAUCGCGGCGACAGCGAGAGCCGGGCGGCGCCGCAGCGGGGUUCUUGAAACCGCAUAAACGGUUCGAAAAAGAUCACUGGCGCCACAUAGACGGGACCCCAAUUACAAGCGGGCAGGAGCUUCAGUUGUAUAUGGCGAUGGGCUUCAAAGGAUUGAAAGAUGAUAUCGGGACGCAUGGGGAUACGGACCCUGGAAGGCGGGAGUAUAUGUCCCUUGUGUGUCUUAGGAAAGUGACCACCAAGGGCGUGUCCAACGCGAUUGAUGCCUUGAGGCGCUGGCCCGACUUGCAGCCCCACUGGCCGCGAAUCCGGCGCCGAAUCUGCGAUCAGUGCGGCCAGCGAGUCGCCCUAUCCGAGCCGCGCUUUAUGGUCUGCGGCGGGUGCGGCGUGGCGCGAUAUUGCUCGGAGGCAUGCCAGAUCGCGAAUUGGGGGCAUCACCAGACGGUCUGCGCGGCGCUUGCGCGACAGGCCGCGCGCGAUGGGAAGGCGUCGGCGACUGCGAAGGCGGCGCCGUUCAAGGUGCGGGGAGUGCUGAAUACGUUCAACUGGGAUGCGCACUGA